AUGAGUUCAUCGGAGACAAGACAGAAGAAGGAAAAGAAAAAAUACACAGAAGACGAUUUAAAGAAAGCGAUAAAUGAAAUUCGAGAGACGAAUAAACCGAUUAGACAAGUAUGCAAAGAAUAUGGUAUUCCCAAGACCACAAUGUUGGACAAAAUCAGUGGGCGCCGACCAGAUGGAGUAAAGAAACCGGGACCAGAACCAGCGCUAGGAGUAGAUGGUGAAAAAAAAGUUGUUGAAUGGCUUCUUAACAUUUCCAAAUGUGGAUUUCCAGUGAAAAAGCAGGAAUUGUUGGAUACUAUUCAGAAAAUAAUUCGAGAAGGGGAGUUAAAAAAUAAUUUCAAAGAUGAUCGCCCAGGUCAAAAGUGGUUUGAAAAAUUUUUGGCCAGGAAUAAAGAAAUUUCACUUAAAAAUGCGGAGGGUAUUAAUAAAGCUAGAGCCCAAGUCACAGAAGAAUCAAUCAGAUUGUGGUUUAGAGAAUUAGAGGAAUAUUUGGGCAGUAUACACCAAAAAGAUAUUUUGAGUGACCUGAAAAGAAUUUUUAAUGGGGACGAAAUUGGUUUUGCACUCUGUCCAAAGACAGGAAAAGUUUUAGGUCCAAGAGGGUUCAAAAACUUAUACCAAAUAAAGCCAAGCAACGAAAAAGAAAACAUAACGGUAUUAUUAACAUGUAAUGCGAAUGGAGAUAUGUGUCCACCAUGCAUCGUGUUUCCAUACAUUAGACCACGAAGAGCUGUAGUAAAUAGUAUGCCUCAAGAAUGGUGCUUAGGCAGAUCGGAGACAGGUUGGAUGAAAGGAGAUAUAUUCUUUGAAUACAUCACCAACGAGUUUCACAACUGGGUAGUGGAAAAUAACAUAAAAAAACCAGUGCUUCUGGUAGAUGGGCAUAAAUCGCAUAUGUCCUUAAUUUUAAGCAAGAUGUGUGAAUAA
Molecule: messenger RNA, 927 nt
Organism: Onthophagus taurus
Lineage: Eukaryota; Metazoa; Arthropoda; Insecta; Coleoptera; Scarabaeidae
Source: RefSeq, a predicted model, not a curated record